Amaranthus tricolor (Joseph's coat) is the source of this 534-nucleotide messenger RNA. RefSeq lists its product as uncharacterized. NCBI's taxonomy places the organism in Eukaryota, Viridiplantae, Streptophyta, Magnoliopsida, Caryophyllales, Amaranthaceae. Bases 1 to 534 code for a protein of 177 amino acids. The transcript is spliced from 2 exons. The record is from RefSeq and is a predicted model, not a curated record.
AUGGGGGGAUCAAAGGCAGUUGGACCUGAUAACAUUCCCAUUGAGGUGUGGAGGGGUUUAGGAGAGGAGGGUAUUCAUUGGCUUACUAACCUCUUUAAUGUCAUCUUGAGGUCUAGUAGAUGCCAGAAGAAUGGAGGGUUAGCACACUUAUCCCACUGUUUAAAAAACAAGGGUGAUGCACAAGUAUGCAGAAACUAUAGAGUGAUCAAACUUCUAAGCCACACUAUGAAAUUGUGGGAAAGAGUGAUUGAGAAAAGAAUUAGACGAGAGACAAUAAUUAAAGAGAACCAAUUCGGAUUCAUGAUUGGAAUAUCAACCACCGAGGCAAUUCAUCUUUUGAGGAGAUUGAUGGAGAAGUAUAGGGAGCGAAAUAAGGAUCUGCAUCUGGACAUGUAUGACAGAGUGUCGACUAACAUACAUACACCGAUGGGUAUGAUAGAGUCCUUCCCAAUAAAAGUGGGACUACAUCAGGGAUCAGCACUAAAUCCUUUCAUUUUUACGGUCAUAAUGGAGGAAAUCUCUAAAUACAUUUGA